CCAAAAAUCAGUAUUAAGAAUUUCUGUACACAAUGGCCCGCAAGCUGGCCCAUUUGUAUCCCAAAAAUACGUUAUUUAUGUUAUGUGACGUUCAGGAAAAAUUUCGUCCUGCCAUGCCACUAUUCAAUAACUUAAUAGGAAAUGCCAAACGUUUGACUGCUGCUGGAAAAAUUCUAAAUGUUCCUUUGCUGGUUACCGAACAAAAUCCAGAAAAAUUGGGUAAAACUGUUGAGGAUCUAGAUAUUUGUCAUGCCAAGUGUGUGGUGAGCAAAACCCGUUUUAGUAUGAUGGUUCCGGAAAUUGAAUGUUAUAUGAAAAAUCUUUUUGAUGGAGGCAAACCAAGUGAUGUGAUAUUGUACGGCAUGGAGUCUCACAUCUGCAUUGAACAAACCGCCAUCGAUUUGUUAGCACAAAAUAUAAAUGUGUUUGUGGUGGCUGAUUGUGUGGCUUCGCGAGUCCAUCAGGAUCGUAAUAUGGCUUUGAAACGUUUGCAGUCCACUGGUUGUUUUAUAACAACAACCGAAUCAGUUAUAUAUCAGCUUUUGCGUGAUAAAAAUCAUCCCAGAUUUAAUGAUUUAAAAAAAUUAUUAGUGGCCAAGUCACUGGAUAUGGAAAUCAAAUCAUAA
Molecule: messenger RNA, 626 nt
Organism: Calliphora vicina (urban bluebottle blowfly)
Lineage: Eukaryota; Metazoa; Arthropoda; Insecta; Diptera; Calliphoridae
Product: isochorismatase domain-containing protein 1-like
Exons: 3
Coding region: 33-626 (197 amino acids)
Cellular component (GO): cytoplasm
Source: RefSeq, a predicted model, not a curated record